AUGCACGAAUUGGCGCUCACCCAGCACGUCACCAAUCCCACCAGACGGCAACUGGGUAAAUCGUCGAGCACCUUGGCUCUUGUGGUUACCAAAAGCAGGAGUGACAUCGGGAACACUGCUAUGGGUGCACCGCUAGGCGGAAGUGACCACACUAGUAUCCGGUUCCAGCAUGGCUGUGCUCUUUCCCCAUCUCAAGGUAAAUUGCGCCGACGUUACGGAGGCAUGAGUACAGAAUGUCCAGUGUCCAGUUUACAGGCGGAGAGAGCUCGUUGGCUUGUGGCUCUGCCUGUUUCUUGA
Echinostoma caproni is the source of this 297-nucleotide messenger RNA. NCBI's taxonomy places the organism in Eukaryota, Metazoa, Platyhelminthes, Trematoda, Plagiorchiida, Echinostomatidae. The record is from the annotation of a GenBank genome assembly.